CAGAGGGAAGCAGAUCAGGUCUGUAGGCAGGGGGCUCUGAGGGGAGCGUAUGAGGAGUCAGAGAGCAGAGGAGACCCCUGACCUGUCCUGACAACGCAGAGCUUCCCCGGCAACACACCCGGGCCACACAAGGAGACGGACAAGGAGCACCCACUCCUUUCGCAGGCAUGAGGUCCUUCCGUUCGUUCGGUAAUGAUGACCGUCACGUCAUGGCCAAACACUCCACCAUCUACCCAUCGUCGUCUGAACUGGAGGCGGUCCAGACCCUGGUGUCCACCGUGGAGGGUGCCCUCAAACACGUCUCUGAUUGGAUAGACCAGAGCAAUGUCCAAUCGGUGCAGAGUAACAGCCAGGCAGACGCAGCAGCCGGCCAGACCGACGGCCAGCCGAACCCCACAGACAGCACGACGACAGAGGACGGUAGUGCUGACCAUGACGACGACCCCGACGUUAGUCCCAGCGCCAGCCCAGAUGACUGCACAGACAGCAGCAGCAGGGAGCCUGGUGGAGGUGUGCUGUGUGGGGUGAUGAGGAUCGGCCUGGUGGCUAAAGGGCUGCUCAUCAAAGAGGACAUGAACCUGGAGCUGGUGCUGAUGUGUCGAGAGAAACCCACAGAUGCACUGCUGUGCACUGUCUGUGAUAACCUGCCCCUGCAGAUACAAAAGUUAACCGAAGAGAAGUACGAGGUGCAGCGCUGUGUGCCAGAGGCAGCCAUCUUGGUGUGUAGUACGACAGAGCCAAAACUCACCCUGAAGGUCACCCUCACCUCCCCGCAGAUGAGAGAGGACAGCGACACGGACGAACAAGUGGAGGGUGUUGAGCUGUCAGACCCUGCAGACAUGCUGGACAGGCACAGAUGCCUGGUUGCCCUGGCGGCUCUGCGACAUGCCAAAUGGUUCCAGGCCAGAGUAAACGGGUUGAAGUCGUGUGUCAUCAUCCUCAGGAUCCUGAGAGACAUGUGCAAUAGACUACCAGCCUGGGAGCCGCUGAAAGGAUGGCCCCUGGAGCUGAUCUGUGAGAAGGCCAUAGCCACGUGUAACCGGCCGCUGGGUGCAGGGGAGGCCCUCCGUAGGGUCAUGGAGUGUCUCGCCUCAGGAAUCCUCCUUCCAGGAGGACCAGGGUUACACGACCCAUGUGAGAAGGAGCUGACCAACACCCUAACGGCCAUGACAGACGAGGAGGCAGAGGCCAUCACAUACAGCGCACAGCACGCUCUGAGACUGAUGGCGUUCGGUCACAUCUACAAGGUGCUGGAGAUGGACCCUCUCCCCUCUAGUAAACCCUCCCAGAAGUACCCCUGGUCAGACAAGGAGGGCUCGGGGCUGAAGAGGCCCUACGAGGACGGGCCCACGGACGACAAAGACCUCAUCAAGAAGAUGAAGAGGAACCUGAGGAAAGUGCUCGACAGCAAAGCGAUAGACACCAACCAACCAAUGAAUGCUCUGAUGCGUCUGAAUCAGAUACGUCCAGGUCUGCAGUACAAGCUGCUGUCCCAGUCCGGCCCGGUCCACGCUCCUGUCUUCACCAUGUCUGUCGACCUAGACAGCACCGUCUACGAAGCCUCAGGCUCCUCCAAGAAGACCGCCAAGCUGCAUGUCGCUGUCAAGGUUCUGCAGGCGAUGGGUUACCCCACAGGCUUCGACGCGGACCUGGACUGCAGUGCAGACGAGAAGUCGGACGGAGAGGGAAAGAGCGAGUCAUCUACACACUCGAGCAAUAACACGGCACACUCAGACAACUCAAAUACACUGGAGGUCCGAACUCAGGGUCCUAUUCUGACCGCCAGCGGUAAGAACCCCGUCAUGGAGCUGAACGAGAAGCGCAGGGGUCUGAAGUACGAGCUCAUAUCGGAGAGCGGGGGCAGCCACGACAAACGCUUCGUCAUGGAGGUGGAGGUGGAUGGUCAGAAGUUCCGCGGGGCGGGGCCUAAUAAGAAGGUGGCGAAGGCUUCGGCUGCGUUGGCCGCUCUCGAGAAACUCUUCUCUGGCCCCAACGCCGCCGCCAACAGCAAGAAGAAGAAGAUCAUCCCACAACAUGCCACUAAAGGAGCACUAGCUGCAGCAGCGGCAGCCUCGGCAGUAGCAGCCCAGGUGGCCAGAGGGAGAGGUAGAGCGGCAGCCCUGACCAGAGGAGCCUUCAUCAGCGCUGCCGCACCAGGAUACACACAGAUACCAGGCUUCGGGACUCCAUAUGGAUACAGUGCUGCAGCCGCCCCAGCCUACGGUUUCUCCCCCAAGAGAAUGCUUCUGUUGCCUGUCAUGAAAAUGCCUGCCUACCAUAUCCCCCAUUACUCCUUCUUUUAGCACAGGGACACCAAAACACCCCACCGUAUUUUUUUAGAAGGGAAUCUGAGUCUUUUUGUUUUUUUUCAACAUAUCGAGGGGGGGAACUGAACUAAAGGACUUCAGCAUGAUUUGUAAAAGGAGUGAAUAUUUCUUUUUUUUACUGUUUCCAACUUUUACUGAUUAAAAAAACCUGCAGGUUUAAGUUCUUAAAAGAAAGGAAAAACUUGAAGGAUUUGUACUGUGAAUUGUUACAUCAUUCUUUUGAGUCUAAAUUACAGUACAGUGCUUUCGGAAAGUAUUCAGACCCCUUGACUUUUCCCGCACUUUGUGACGUUACAGCCUUAUUCUAAAAUUGAUUAAAUAUUUUUUUCCUCUCAUCUAUCUACACACAAUACAAAGCGAAAACAGGCUAGUAAUUGCUUUUGCAAAUUUUUUACAAAAAUAAAACAGAAAUACCUUAUUUACAUAAGUAUUCAGACCCUUUGCUAUGAGACUCGAAAUUGAGCUCAGGUGCAUC
Messenger RNA from Salvelinus namaycush (lake trout), 2802 nucleotides. RefSeq names its product spermatid perinuclear RNA-binding protein-like. Gene Ontology annotation, molecular function: single-stranded RNA binding; double-stranded RNA binding. Lineage: Eukaryota; Metazoa; Chordata; Actinopteri; Salmoniformes; Salmonidae. The record is from RefSeq and is a predicted model, not a curated record. The coding region runs from base 168 to 2303 and encodes 711 amino acids. The transcript is spliced from 16 exons. Gene Ontology annotation, cellular component: precatalytic spliceosome.